Molecule: messenger RNA, 615 nt
Organism: Grosmannia clavigera kw1407
Lineage: Eukaryota; Fungi; Ascomycota; Sordariomycetes; Ophiostomatales; Ophiostomataceae
Product: 40S ribosomal protein s8e
Exons: 2
Coding region: 1-615 (204 amino acids)
Biological process (GO): maturation of SSU-rRNA from tricistronic rRNA transcript (SSU-rRNA, 5.8S rRNA, LSU-rRNA); translation
Cellular component (GO): cytosolic small ribosomal subunit; ribosome
Molecular function (GO): structural constituent of ribosome
Source: RefSeq, a predicted model, not a curated record
AUGGGUAUCUCCAGAGACUCUCGCCACAAGCGCGCGGCCACCGGUGCCAAGCGUGCCUACUACCGGAAGAAGCGCGCUUUCGAGGCCGGGCGCCAGCCCGCCAACACCCGUAUCGGUGCCAAGCGUGUGCACGUUGUGCGCACGCGUGGCGGCAACCACAAGUACCGUGCUCUGCGUCUUGAGGCGGGCAACUUCUCGUGGGCGUCGGAGGGCGUCACGCGCAAGACCCGUGUGAUCGGCGUGGUGUACCACCCGUCGAACAACGAGCUGGUCCGCACCAACACCCUGACGAAGUCGGCGGUGAUCCAGAUCGACGCGGCACCUUUCCGCCAGUGGUACGAGGCGCACUUCGGCCAGGCUCUGGGCCGGCGGCGGCAGCAGAAGCAGGCCGGUGCCGCGGCCGAGGAGCCGGUGAAGAAGAGCAACUCGGUCGAGAAGAAGCAGGCCGCUCGCUUCGCCGCCAGCGGCAAGGUCGACAGCGCGCUCGAGCGCCAGUUCGAGGCCGGUCGCCUGUACGCGGUCGUGUCCAGCCGUCCGGGCCAGUCUGGCCGUGCCGACGGAUACAUUCUCGAGGGCGAGGAGCUUGCGUUCUACCAGCGCAAGCUGCACCGGUAA